AUGAAUUUAUUUUUCUUUAGCUGUUUCCUUAUUGGGGGGCUAUCCUCAUGGGUGUUUGCAUCAUGAGUGCUGUGAUAUCAGGCUUACUCAUAUACGGAAUAAAGCAGAACCGACAUUCUAUGUUACUGCCCUGGUUGGUGCUGGGUACUUUUGGCGUUGUAUUCAGCUAUUUCAAUUUGUUGGCAGCCUUGUUUGACUUUGUUGCUGGUUCACACAACUUCCUAAGCUUCUUGUACCAAGUAUUUUCUACUGAUACAGAUUUUAACAUUAAAGAGUAUAUUGUAGUAGAGUAUAUAUACAAAUUUUAACAUAGUACAUAUUUGGAAUCACUUACAGCUCUGCAAAGCUACUUUUAUUAUAUAAUAUACUCACUGUACAUGCGUAUGAAAAUGGAUACGGGAAUCGGUAGCGUAUUGACUCCGCCACCAGCUGCAGCAGUACCAUACCAACAAAAUGAUCCUGCAUAUUCUAACUAUGGCAAGGCCGCGUCACCAUAAAAGGAUACCAAAUACCAGAAUAUAUACUAUUGAUGUUUAUUUACAAUUACAAUGUCUAUAUUAUAUGACAAGUUGCAUUUACUUUCGCCAAAUUCGCGUUUAUUCAACGCUUCUUAGCUUUUUUAAAACUUAACAACUAACUAAAACAGUACAUAAAAGGAUGCCAAAUACCAGAAUAUAUACUAUUGAUGUUUAUUUACAAUUCCAAUAUCUAUAUUAUAAGACAAGUUGCCUUUACUUACGCCAAAUUCGCGUUUAUUCAAAGCUUUUUUAAAACUUAAAACCUAACUAAAACAAAUAAUAAAAAUACUCAAGAUGUUCCUUGCCAACAACUAUUUUCCCAAUAAAUAAUAUUAGUUAAUAAAUUGAAU
Molecule: messenger RNA, 868 nt
Organism: Drosophila sulfurigaster albostrigata
Lineage: Eukaryota; Metazoa; Arthropoda; Insecta; Diptera; Drosophilidae
Exons: 3
Coding region: 48-308 (86 amino acids)
Source: RefSeq, a predicted model, not a curated record